GUCAUGUAAACCAUUUGACCGAAGUCUGUGUAAUUUGUAGGCGACCCGCUACCGUUGAUGUUAAAGUUCUGUCAAGUAUUAACUUAUCCAGCGAUUUGUAAACAAUUUCAACAUGGCUGAACAGGCGGGUAAAGACGUGUGCAGUAUUUGUUUAAACGAAUUUCAUCAACCUAAAGUAAUCGACUGUCAGCAUUCGUUUUGUUUGACCUGUCUAGAAGAUUACGUUAACAAAACUUCUACUAAUGGCCAGUUCCUGUGUCCACUGUGCCGUCAAGAAUUUCCGAUUCCAGCCGGUGGCGUGACUGAAUAUGAUGAACUCAAACCAAACAAUGGGGACAAUUCCAAAAUUAUUCCACAGUGUGACGUUUGUACAAAUAAUUUAUCUAUGUUUAAUUGUAAAGAUUGUGAACAGUAUUUAUGCGACUCAUGUAAAACGACGCAUGAUAAGUUAAAAGUCUGUAAAGAUCACGUGGUUGUUAGAACGGGUGACGUUCAGCAUUCACAAGUGUCACGUGAUAAAGAUUUCUGUUCCAAUCACGAAGUCAAGGAAGCGAGAUGUUACUGUGAAGAUUGCCGUGUUGCAAUUUGUUCCGAUUGUACCUUGUUCAGCCAUAAAGACCAUAAUUUUCUCGAUUUACAAGAUGUUAAGAUACAAUCCAAGGCCCGAGAAGACCUGAAAUCUCUACAGGGUGAUCUACAAUCUCAGAUUAAAGAAUUUGAAAAAUACUACGACAACUUAACUCAUAUUAUGGCAGAUAUAAACAAAUCUGCAGACGUCUCGUGCCAGAGUGUCGAGCAACGAAUCGAACAAAUAUGUCUUUGUAUCAGACGAUUGGGAGAAGAGGUCCAAGUUGAGAUCCUGAAAUUACGUGAUGAUGAGCUAAACAAAAUAUCUAAGCUCAUGGGUGAUAUGAAGUCAUUAAUAGACGAUUUAAAGACCCUGGUGAAAAAUUCUGGAGAUAUUUUAGAAGAUACCAGUCAGUCAACGGCCCAGGUUUUAAACAAAGCACAGAGUGUCGAAAAAGUGAAGAAAGAAAAUAGUUUGAAAAAUUUGAACAUGCCUGAAAUAAAAUACACGUGGUUAGAAGAAACCGUCAUUGAUGAAGAUGUUCUUAAAAAACAACUAGGAAUAUUGGAGAAUUUAACAGGACCAACUUUCAUAACCCAGUUUAACUUCCAGACAGUACAAGAUGAAGUUAAAGGGGUUGAUUAUAUUAUUAUGGGUCAACCGUGGAAAGUAGCCGUUCAAAAGGGGCGUUUUAACGAUAAACCAUCGUUAGGUGUUUAUUUGUAUUGGGCUAAAGUAGAAAAUACAAACUGUACAGUUAAUUGCAAACUGACCCUGGUUAAUAAAAACAACCUCAGAUCAGAAACACGGGAUUUUGACUACACCAUCACACCCAAGACAACUACAACAGGACGUGGUACACGUGCCAUGGCAUACUGGACGGAAUUGGCAAACAAACAAAAUGGAUUCCUUGACAAAGACGAUAAUUUCAUUAUAAAAGCUACUGUUAAAGUUAAGAAAAUUGAAAUUUCUAAACUUAACACUUGAUACCAUAUGGAAACAGAUUAUUAAAACUCGAUGAUAUAUUAUUGAUGUAUUUUAUGUGUUUAUCCUGAAUCAUCGGGAAUUUUAAACAUACAUUAUGCAAGAGCUAAAUUUGCCAAUUGCAGGUAGGUCUUUCUUUGGGCCUGAAAUGUUAUCUGAAUUAUUAAUUAGACAUUAAUUAACUUAUCCAGACCAUAAUCAAGUCUCGAUGCCAACGCUAGCCUGGGCUAUUUAUUGGAUUAAGAUCCGAUUUGCUGCUCAACUUUCAUUCAUGAUUUAAUCAUGAAAUGGAUAAUCGAGACUAUGUUUUUUUUUAUCGUACCGACUUUAGUAAUGAUGAUCGAGGCUAGGCCGAAAAUUCAAUCGCUAAAAUCUCGGUUCAGAGUAGAUCAAUUUGACUGAAAUUUUCAGCAAAUACCCUUUACAUUAUCUAGUUUUUAACUAAUGAGAACUACCAGCUCUUUAUCUAAUCUCCCAUAAUGUAUCUUUUAUCAAACGUGUAACAGGAUUAUAAUAAAUAACAUAACAGAAUACACUUCAUACAAUGUGCCUGGUGAGAUCAAUUUAAUAUUUCAAAUUUUAUUUUAAUAGUUUUUAAUCUAAUAUUUUUUUUAUGUAAUUUUUUUUUUAUUUUAAAUUUAAUAUUUC
Patella vulgata (common limpet) is the source of this 2200-nucleotide messenger RNA. RefSeq names its product tripartite motif-containing protein 45-like. The record is from RefSeq and is a predicted model, not a curated record. The coding region runs from base 113 to 1555 and encodes 480 amino acids. Gene Ontology annotation, molecular function: protein binding; zinc ion binding. NCBI's taxonomy places the organism in Eukaryota, Metazoa, Mollusca, Gastropoda, Patellidae. The transcript has a single exon.